This is a messenger RNA of Trematosphaeria pertusa, 1443 nucleotides long. RefSeq names its product glycoside hydrolase family 30 protein. The transcript has 2 exons. Gene Ontology annotation, molecular function: glucosylceramidase activity. Lineage: Eukaryota; Fungi; Ascomycota; Dothideomycetes; Pleosporales; Trematosphaeriaceae. Bases 1 to 1443 code for a protein of 480 amino acids. The record is from RefSeq and is a predicted model, not a curated record. Gene Ontology annotation, biological process: sphingolipid metabolic process.
AUGCAUUACUCAAUCGCGCAGCUCGCCGCCCUAGCAGUAACUCCCCUCCUUGUCUCCGCGGCUCCGUCGAUCGAGGCUCGACAAGCGCAGAAGAUCACUGUCGACGUCACCAAGAAAUACCAAACCAUUGACGGCUUUGGCUUUUCCGCCGCUUUCCAGCGUGCAAACCUCAUCGUCAACCUGCAGGAGCCUAAGCAAACGGAACUCCUCAACCUACUCUUCAACACCACAUCCGGCGCAGGUUUCUCAAUUGUUCGCAAUGGCAUUGGCAGCUCCAAAGACAGCAGCAGGGACUACAUGAACACCAUCCUGCCGACUUGUCCAAGCACACCAGAUGGAACUCCGAACUAUGUUUGGGAUGGCAAGGAUAGCGGACAGUUGUUCCUGAGCCAGAAGGCCGUCUCGUACGGAGUCAAGACGUUUUACGCAAACGCGUGGAGUGCGCCUGGAUGCAUGAAGACAAACGGGAAUGACGUGAAUGGCGGGAAUCUAUGCGGUGUCUCCGGCACAAACUGCCGAUCGGGCGACUGGAAACAAGCCUACGCUAACUACCUCGUAAAAUACGUCCAACUCUACGCGGAAUCCGGCGUCAAAGUAACGCAUCUUGGCUUCCUCAAUGAACCCGACUACAGCACCUCGUAUGCCAGCAUGCAAUCUUCAGGCACCCAAGCCGCCGAUUUCAUCAAAGUACUCCGCCCAACCCUCGACAAAAACAACCUCACCGAUGUCGGCAUUAACUGCUGUGAUGCUACAGGCUGGAGUGUCGCUUCACAGCAUGCUUCUCAAAUCGCUAGCGCCGGCGCCGAGAACAUGUUGUACGCGAUUACCUCCCACGAGUACACGAGCCGCAUCUCCGGCGUGAUGCGCACGACGCGCCGUGUCUGGGAAACGGAGUACGCUGACCUGAACGGUGGAUGGAGCACAGCAUGGUAUCAAUCCGGCGGUGCAGGUGACGGCUUUACCUGGGCCAACACCGUCUUCAACGGAAUCGUCAACUCCAAUCUCUCGGCCUAUAUUUUCUGGGAGGGCGUCCAAGACCGCGCAACCAACAACAACAAUAACGAGAAACUCAUCCUAGUUGACGGGCAGACCUACCAGGUCAGCAAGCGGCUGUGGGCCUUCGCUCAGUUCCGCGUCGUCAGACCUGGCGCCGUACGAGUUGGAACUUCGGGCGGAAGCAAUCUUAAGAGCAGCGCUUUUGUGAAUACAGAUGGUAGCAUCGCCGUCGUCAUGAUUAACUCCGGGACGGGGACGCAGACAGUUGGUGUGAGCGGUUUGACAGUGGCAAACCCGACGGUGAAGGCGUGGUAUACGGAUAAUACGCAUGAUAUGACCGAAACGACCGUGACGGUAGGAAGCGACGGCACCGCGAGUGCCAGCGUGCCCGGGCGGGGUAUGAUCAGCUUCUUGAUCACGAGCCCGGCGAAUGCGACGCUGGUCUAG